GUUAAACUCCCCACCAACUCCACGUUACGGAUUUAUAUCCCGCGCGCAAAUCCGGUAUUUUCGUUCCUCCACGUCACUUUAGUUAAUAUUAAGUCCCAGUAAUGGACACGUGUUCAAAUUUUACCGGUCCAAAUUCGACGACUAUUUAAACUCCCCCGGUUAAAUUUUGGUAAUUUCAAUAUUAACCUCCCACUAAACCCUAACUCCUCCAACAUACUCUCCCCCUCCUUCGACCUCCGAUUUUCACUUUGAUUUUUCCUUCCAAUUAUUAUUACAAAUCUAUUUUAACCUAAUUUUUUUAAUGUUUAUUAUUGAUAACUUUGAUCUCGUACUCAAAUUUUGAAAAAUACGACAGUUCGUAGUUUUCUGUUUGGUUGCUGAGAAAACGAAGGAAAAGGGUUUUUUUUUGGUUAAAUUCAUAAUUUAAGGAGAAUGGUCUACUGUAAUAAUUGUUCCAGAAACGUUUCUGGAGAACGCUUCUAUGAUGGUCCUUUGUGUUGUAAUUUUUGUGGGAAGGUGUUGGAAGAAUACAAUUUUUCGUCUGAACCGCAAUUUGUUAAGGAUUCAGCUGGCCAGAGCAAACUGUCUGGAAAUUUUAUAAAGUCUGUUCAAGAUAUUUCAGAUUCACGUAGGAGGACGUUGGAUAAAGCUUUUGAUGAUAUGAGAUGUAUGAAGGAUGCAUUAAGUAUUGAUGAUUAUAGCGAUGACGUCGUUGAAACUGCUAGCCGCUUUUAUGAAAUUGCCCUUGAACGGAAUUUCACUAGGGGGCGAAGGACAGAGCUAGUACAGGCUUCAUGUCUUUAUCUUGCAUGUCGGCAAAAGAGAAAGCCUUUCCUUCUUAUUGAUUUUUCAAGUUAUUUAAGCAUAAAUGUUUAUGAGCUAGGCUCUGUCUAUUUGCAGCUUUGCUAUGUGCUGUACCUUGCUGACACAAAAGAUCUUCAAAAACUAAUUGAUCCCUCAAUUUUUAUUCAUAAAUUUACAAAUGUUUUGAUUCCUGAAGGGAAUGAUGAAGUUGUCAAAACUGCACGGGACAUUUUAGCUAGCAUGAAACGGGACUGGAUGCAGACAGGGAGAAAGCCCAGUGGAUUAUGUGGUGCAGCACUAUACAUUUCUGCACUUUCACAUGGUCUGAAGUGUUCUAAGUCGGACAUUAUAAGGGUUGUGCACGUUUGUGAAGCAACAUUGACAAAGCGGUUGGUUGAAUUUGAGAGUACAGACUCUGGGAGCUUAACAAUUGAGGAAUUUACGGAAAAGGAGAGGGAGCUUCGAACUAGUUCAUUAACUAAAAAACAACCAAAUAUUGGGUCAAAAGAGGCCAGCGCGCAUGAGGUGCUCUGUAAGCAUAUGGACAGAAAACCUUUUGCCUACGGACUUUGUGAAGAAUGUUAUGAAGAGUUCAUGAAAGUUUCAGGAGGACUUGAUGGGGGAUCAGAUCCACCUGCAUUCCAGCGUGCUGAGAAAGAGAGAAUAGCAAAAUUAUCUAUCGAGGAAAAUGCUAAUAGGGCGUCAGGCAGCCCUUUUGCAAGUGGACCUGAAAAACCUGAAAGUAUUGGGGUUUCAGGGGGCACAACUAAAAAAGCAGCCUUUGAUGAGGGUGACAAUGAUAAAUUACCCGGAGUUGAUGGUAGUGGUGAUGAAUCAGAUAACUUUUCUGAUAUUGAUGAUUUGGAGGUUGACGGUUAUCUUCACAAUGAGGAGGAGAAGCGUUUCAAAAAGAUAAUUUGGGAAGAAAUGAACCGCGAAUAUCUUGAGGAACAAGCAGCCAAGGAAGCAGCCGCAGCCGCUGCCAAGGAAGCUAAUAUGGCCAACUAUGAUAAAUGUCCAGAGGAUCUCCAAGCUGCACAGGAGCUUGCUGCAGCUGCUGCAGCAGUAGUGGCAAAAUCUAGAAAGGAAAGGCAACAAAAGCGAGCUGCUGAAGCAAAAAAUUCUGGUCCUCCUCAGACCGCUGCAGAAGCGACCCGCCGAAUGCUGGCUAGAAAGAGACUAAGCUCAAAAAUCAACUAUGAUGCGUUGGAGAAACUAUUUGAUGAACCAGUUGCUUCUUCAGAGAAACCCAAGAAACAAAAGAACGAAUCACAUUCAGAUGAAAAGGAAGACAAGGUUUCCAAAAUUGGGAAAGAAGAAGGUGAUUUAGCAGACGAAUAUAACGAUGUGGAAGGGGAUGGAGGAGGAACAAAGUUUGACAAUAACCUCGACUUUGACAAUGAAGUCUAUGACUAUGACGAUGAUUAUGGUUAUGAUGAGUACUGACUGCGUCUUCGCCCCCC
Messenger RNA from Theobroma cacao (cacao), 2267 nucleotides. RefSeq names its product Cyclin/Brf1-like TBP-binding protein. The record is from RefSeq and is a predicted model, not a curated record. Gene Ontology annotation, biological process: transcription preinitiation complex assembly; DNA-templated transcription initiation; transcription by RNA polymerase III. Gene Ontology annotation, molecular function: TBP-class protein binding; RNA polymerase III general transcription initiation factor activity; RNA polymerase III type 3 promoter sequence-specific DNA binding. Gene Ontology annotation, cellular component: transcription factor TFIIIB complex; nucleus; transcription preinitiation complex. NCBI's taxonomy places the organism in Eukaryota, Viridiplantae, Streptophyta, Magnoliopsida, Malvales, Malvaceae.